AUGAUAUAUUUUUAUGAUAACGAUGGUGACAAAAUUGUGAUUAUCGAUGACAAAGAUGUUGAGUAUGCCUGUCAAUAAGGAAACCGAAAAUUUAGAAAUAGAAUUAAAUUUUAUAUUUACUAUAAGCUAAAGCAACCGAGAAUAAACAAUAUGUAGAAUCAAAUUUGGGAUCACAAAGAAUUAACCAUAUCGGAUGGAAGUGAAUAGAUUCAAAAAUCGAAUAACUCGAUAAUCAAUAUACCUUCUUUUCCUUUAGUUGACAGUCGAGAAGACAAAUUAAAGCAAAUGAUAGAAAAUUACAUUGAUACUCUUUUGCUUGAAUAGUAUGAAAUUUGA
Molecule: messenger RNA, 336 nt
Organism: Paramecium tetraurelia
Lineage: Eukaryota; Ciliophora; Oligohymenophorea; Peniculida; Parameciidae
Exons: 2
Source: RefSeq, a predicted model, not a curated record